This is a messenger RNA of Alosa alosa (allis shad), 4079 nucleotides long. RefSeq names its product SLIT-ROBO Rho GTPase activating protein 1a (gene srgap1a). Lineage: Eukaryota; Metazoa; Chordata; Actinopteri; Clupeiformes; Clupeidae. The record is from RefSeq and is a predicted model, not a curated record. The transcript has 23 exons. Bases 789 to 4067 code for a protein of 1092 amino acids. Gene Ontology annotation, cellular component: cytoplasm. Gene Ontology annotation, biological process: negative regulation of cell migration; signal transduction. Gene Ontology annotation, molecular function: protein binding.
GAUAAUUGAAUCGACAAAAAUACAAUGACCUAAGCCUACCGCAAAGUGCCUUGAAUGGGCAGCAAGAGGGGAAGUAUUUCUAGGAGACCCCUUUGAGAAUUUCAUUGAAAAACCUAUUCAGAACGACUGGUGAGAGAAGUUGUCAAUCCAUUCCAUGUUUCCGCCGAGUGCCUCUCCAAUCCCUCCCAUUUCCAGGGACAAUCCGACAGCUGCGCUGCAGACCGACUGAGCAACAACGGCGAAAGACGGGAAGUGUGGGACGGGGCAGCGGUUUUCAGCACGGGAGGAAAUGUUAGACUCGCCACAGUCGUUAAUCGCUACAGUGGUACGACAUAGUACACAAUGAAUGUUGCGCCUAUGCGUCAUUUUCCCUUCCACGAAGAACUCUUCUGACUUCUAAAAGGACUAGUUGGCUGAUUGGCGAUCGAGUGUACAGUGCGUUGUGCCAUUUGGAAAUUCAUUGGCUGGCUCGUUCAGUGUGCUGCUGUUGCUUGCAGGCGGCUGCUGUUCCUCUCCGUGAUUUCAUUGAUAACAGAUUUCUGGGGGCUCGGGGAGUGCAGACGGCUUCAUCUAACGUGGCUUGAAAACAAUGGACUUCAGUAGCAAUCGGGGCUGUUGAUUUUAGUCUCAAAAUAGUGAGACAAACACGAACUUCUUUUUUAUUCAUGUAGCCACUUUUCAACGGGUGGGAUGCAACGCUUGUUCUAGGCGGACAGCAGGACGAAUUGUUGGCAAGUUUUGAACUCCAGUUAACUAGCUGCUCCUUUGGCAGUCACUAGAACUUUAAAAUGUCUAAUACUCCGAAGUUCAAGAAAGAUAAAGAAAUAAUCGCGGAAUACGAGAGUCAAGUCAAAGAGAUCCGGGCCCAGCUGGUGGAGCAGCAGAAAUGCCUGGAGACGCAGACGGACAUGCGGGUCCAACUGCUGCAGGACCUGCAGGACUUCUUCCGCAAGAAGUCCGAGAUCGAGAUGGAGUACUCCCGCAACCUGGAGAAGCUCGCCGAGCGCUUCAUGGCCAAGACCAGGAGCACCAAGGACCAUCAGCAGUAUAAAAAAGACCAGAACCUGCUGUCCCCGGUGAACUGUUGGUACCUGCUGUUGAACCAGGUGCGACGGGAGAGCAAGGACCACGCCACGCUCAGCGACAUCUACCUGAACAACGUCAUCAUGCGCUUCAUGCAGAUCAGUGAGGACUCCACACGCCUGCUCAAGAAGAGUAAGGAAAUAGCAUUUCAGCUGCAGGAGGAUCUGAUGAAGGUGCUGAACGAGCUCUACACAGUCUUCUCCAGAUCGGGAGGGAGCGCCCCCGUCUUCCACCUGCGCCUGGAGGACAAGAACCCGCGCCGCAGCUCCGUCAAGAAGAUGGAGAAGAUGAAGGAGAAGCGGGCAGCCAAGUACUCGGAGAACAAGCUGAAGUCCAUCAAAGCCCGGAACGAGUACCUGCUGACGCUGGAAGCGACAAACUCCUCCGUUUUCAAAUACUACAUCCACGACUUGUCUGACUUAAUUGAUUGCUGCGACCUAGGCUACCACGCCAGCCUGAACCGGGCGCUGCGCACCUACCUGUCGGCAGAGUACAAUCUGGAGACGUCGCGCCACGAGGGCCUGGACAUCAUCGAGAACGCCGUGGACGGCCUGGACCCACGCAGCGACCGCCAGCGCUUCAUGGAGAUGUACCCCACUGCCUUCUGCCCGCCUGCCAAGUUCGAGUUUCAGUCCCACAUGGGCGACGAGGUGUGCCAGAUCACGGCCCAGCCCCCUGUGCAGGCUGAGUUGAUGCUCCGUUUCCAGCAGCUGCAGUCGCGUCUCGCCACACUCAAGAUCGAGAACGAGGAGGUGAAGAAGACCUCAGAGGCUACGCUGACCACUGUCCAGGACAUGGUGACGGUGGAGGACUACGACGUGUCCGAGAGCUUCCACCACAGCCGCUCCACUGAGUCAGUCAGGUCCAGCGUCUCGGAGACCUACCUGAGCAAGCCCAGCCUGGCCAAGAGGCGCGCCAACUUGCAGGAGACCGAGCAGUUCUACUUCAUGAAAUUCCGGGAGUUUCUUGAAGGCAGCAAUCUCAUCUCCAAGCUGCAGGCCAAACAUGACCUGCUGAAGCGAGCACUGGGAGAGGGUCACCGAGCUGAAUACAUGACUACCAGGCCCCCAACCCUCCCCCCCAAACCAGGGGGGACGAUGCGGCGGCCCCGUCCCCGCUCAGUCUUUAGCGUUAAGCUCUUUAACGGCAACCUGGAGGCCUACAUCAAGGACUCUGGUCAAGCCAUUCCACGUGUGGUGGAAAGCUGCAUCCGGUUCAUCAAUCUUUAUGGCCUGCAGCAUCAGGGCAUCUUCCGCGUGUCCGGCUCUCAAGUGGAGGUCAACGACAUUAAAAACUCUUUUGAGAGAGGCAACGACCCCCUGACGGAUGAGGAGAACAACCACGACAUUAACUCUGUGGCUGGAGUGCUCAAGCUCUACUUCAGAGGCCUGGAAAACCCCCUCUUCCCCAAAGAGAGGUUCAACGACCUCCUCACCUCCAUGAGAAUAGAGAACCUUUACGAAAGGGCCCUGUACAUCCGUAAGAUCCUGUUGACUGUACCCAGAUCAGUGCUGAUCGUCAUGCGGUACCUCUUCGCCUUCCUGAACCAUCUGUCCCAGUACAGCGAUGAGAACAUGAUGGACCCGUACAACCUGGCCAUCUGCUUCGGACCCACCCUCAUGCCCACGCCGGACCUCCAGGACCAGGUGUCGUGCCAGGCACACGUCAACGAGGUCAUCAAGACCAUCAUCAUCCACCACGAGACCAUCUUCCCCGACUCCAAAGAGCUCGAUGGGCCCGUCUAUGAGAAGUGCAUGGCCGGAGGAGACUACUGUGAGAGUCCUUACAGUGAGCACGGAGUGCUGGAGGAGGUGGACCAGGACGGAGGAGCAGAAACACACACCAGUGAGGAUGAGGGAGAGCCCAUCGAGGCCAUUGCCAAGUUUGACUACGUGGGCCGCUCGGCGCGGGAGCUGUCCUUCAAGAAGGGGGCGUCUUUGCUGCUGUACCAGCGGGCAUCCGACGACUGGUGGGAGGGCCGCCACAAUGGCAUCGACGGGCUGGUGCCACAUCAGUACAUAGUGGUGCAGGACAUGGAUGACACGUUCUCCGACACCCUGAGCCAGAAGGCGGACAGUGAGGCUAGCAGUGGGCCAGCCGCAGACGACAAGAACUCCGGCAAAGACAUGAACUCCCCUACUGAUGCCCGGAUACAGGAGGCCUACAUCAGUCGGCACAGGAAGCGGAGUGACCCCCCCUCUCGCCACCCCCCAGGUCGCCCUGGCGACGGCCACUGUGCUGUGCACCCCUCCCAGGGACACGGGCCCCCAUCGGACGGCGGAUCCCCAGUGUUGGGUCACUACGGGCCACGCGACCUUCUGAGAAGUCGGGGUCACGGAGGUCACAUAGGUCACGGCCCACAGGACAGUCCGGAGAGGCGGCGGCGGACGGGUCACGGCUCGCUCACCAACAUCAGCCGCCACGAGUCGCUGCGUAAGAUGGAGAGCCCGCCCAUCCGCCGGUCCACCUCCUCGGGCCAGUAUACCGGCUUCAGCACGGACCCGCACACACACUCACACCACCCCAAGAGCCUGGACCCAGAGAGCAUUGCACAGGAUAUAGAGCAGACGAUGAACACGGCUCUGAAUGAGCUGCGUGAGCUGGAGCGCCAGAGCUCGGUGAAGCACGCGCCCGACGUGGUGCUGGACACUCUGGAGCAGGUCAAGCACCAGCCGCAGCCUCAGGGUGGUGCCGGCGAGCCCGUCAGCCCGCUGCACGGCAUGCUGGUCCACCAUCGCCACGGCGACGGGCCGGGCAUCAUGCGCCGCAGCACCAGCUCCAACAGCGACGCCAUGACGACCUUCAAGCCCACCGUGGCGCCCCGCAUGGGGGUGCAGCUCAAGCCGCCCGCCCUCAGACCCAAGCCCAUGGUGCUGCCCAAGACUGCCACCCCACCGCACCCACACCCGCACGCCCACGCCCACCCACAGCCCUCCGCACCCCCACCUCCGCAGGAGGCCGUGGACAAGUCCUGCACCAUGUGAGGGGGACGCUGG